CCCCGGGCGCGGCCGGGACGAGCCUCCGGAGAGCUACCCUCAACGACAGGACCACGAACUACAGGCCCUGGAGGCCAUCUACGGCGCGGACUUCCAAGACCUGCGGCCGGACGCUUGCGGACCGGUCAAAGAGCCCCCUGAAAUCAAUUUAGUUUUGUACCCCCAAGGCCUAACUGGUGAAGAAGUAUAUGUAAAAGUGGAUUUGAGGGUUAAAUGUCCACCUACCUAUCCAGAUGUAGUUCCUGCAAUAGAGUUAAAAAAUGCCAAAGGUCUAUCAAAUGAAAGUGUUAAUUUGUUAAAAUCUCGCCUAGAAGAACUGGCCAAGAAACACUGUGGGGAGGUGAUGAUCUUUGAACUGGCUUACCACGUGCAGUCAUUUCUCAGUGAGCAUAACAAGCCCCCUCCCAAGUCUUUUCACGAAGAAAUGCUGGAAAGGCGGGCUCAGGAGGAGCAGCAGAGGCUGUUGGAAGCCAAACGGAAAGAAGAGCAGGAGCAACGUGAAAUCCUACAUGAGAUCCAGAGAAGGAAAGAAGAGAUAAAAGAAGAGAAAAAAAGGAAAGAAAUGGCUAAGCAGGAACGUUUGGAAAUUGCUAGUUUGUCAAACCAAGAUCAUACCUCUAAGAAGGACCCAGGAGGACACAGAACAGCUGCCGUUCUACAUGGAGGCUCUCCUGACUUUGUAGGAAAUGGUAAACAUCGGGCAAAUUCCUCAGGAAGGUCGAGGCGAGAACGACAGUAUUCUGUAUGUAAUAGUGAAGAUUCUCCUGGCUCUUGUGAAGUUCUGUAUUUCAAUAUGGGGAGUCCUGAUCAGCUCAUGGUGCACAAAGGGAAAUGUAUUGGCAGUGAUGAACAACUUGGGAAAUUAGUCUACAAUGCUUUGGAAACAGCCACUGGCGGCUUUGUCUUGUUGUAUGAAUGGGUCCUUCAGUGGCAGAAAAAAAUGGGUCCAUUCCUUACCAGUCAAGAAAAAGAGAAGAUUGAUAAGUGCAAAAAGCAGAUUCAAGGAACAGAAACAGAAUUCAACUCACUGGUGAAAUUGAGCCAUCCAAAUGUAGUACGCUACCUGGCAAUGAAUCUCAAAGAGCAAGACGACUCCAUCGUGGUGGACAUUUUAGUGGAGCACAUUAGUGGGGUCUCUCUUGCUGCACACCUGAGCCACUCAGGCGCCAUCCCUGUGCACCAGCUUCGCAGGUACACAGCUCAGCUCCUGUCAGGCCUUGAUUAUCUGCACAGCAAUUCUGUGGUGCAUAAGGUCCUGAGUGCAUCUAAUGUCUUGGUGGAUGCAGAAGGCACCGUCAAGAUUACGGACUAUAGCAUUUCUAAGCGCCUCGCAGACAUUUGCAAGGAGGAUGUGUUUGAGCAAACCCGAGUUCGUUUUAGUGACAAUGCUCUGCCUUAUAAAACGGGGAAGAAAGGAGAUGUUUGGCGUCUUGGCCUCCUGCUGCUGUCCCUCAGCCAAGGACAGGAAUGUGGAGAGUACCCUGUGACCAUCUCUAGUGACUUACCAGCUGACUUUCAAGAUUUUCUAAAGAAAUGUGUGUGCUUGGAUGACAAGGAAAGAUGGAGUCCCCAGCAGUUGUUGAAACACAACUUUAUAAAUCCUCAGCCAAAAACGCCUCUAGUGGAACAAAGUCCUGAAGAUUCUGGAGGACAAGAUUAUGUUGAGACUGUCAUUCCUAGCAACCAGCUACCCAGUGCUGCCUUCUUUAGUGAGACACAGAGACAGUUUUCCCGAUACUUCAUUGAGUUUGAAGAAUUACAGCUUCUUGGUAAAGGAGCUUUCGGAGCUGUCAUCAAGGUGCAGAACAAGUUGGAUGGCUGCUGCUACGCGGUGAAGCGCAUCCCCAUCAACCCGGCCAGCCGGCAAUUCCGCAGGAUCAAGGGCGAGGUGACACUGCUGUCACGGCUGCACCAUGAGAAUAUUGUGCGCUACUACAACGCCUGGAUCGAGCGGCACGAGCGGCCGGCGGGACCGGGGACGCCGCCCCCGGACUCCGGGCCCCUAGCCAAGGAUGAGCGAGCUGAGCGCGGGCAGCUGGCGAGCGACACGGACGGCCCGGACAGCGUGGAGGCCGCCGCGCCGCCACCCAUCCUCAGCAGCUCGGUGGAGUGGAGUACUUCGGGCGAGCGCUCGGCCAGCGCCCGCUUCCCCGCCACCGGCCCGGGCUCCAGCGACGACGAGGACGACGACGAGGACGAGCACGGUGGCGUCUUCUCCCAGUCCUUCCUGCCUGCUUCAGAUUCUGAAAGUGAUAUUAUCUUUGACAAUGAAGAUGAGAACAGUAAAAGUCAGAAUCAGAUGGAGUACUGUGAGAAGAGCACUUUACGGGACACCAUUGACCAGGGACUGUAUCAAGACACCAUCAGACUCUGGAGACUUUUUCGAGAGAUUCUGGAUGGAUUAGCUUAUAUCCAUGAGAAAGGAAUGAUUCACCGGGAUUUGAAGCCUGUCAACAUUUUUUUGGAUUCUGAUGACCAUGUGAAAAUAGGUGAUUUUGGUUUGGCAACAGACCAUCUAGCCUUUUCUGCUGACAGCAAACAAGACGAUCAGACAGGAGACUUGAUUAAGUCAGACCCUUCAGGUCACUUAACUGGGAUGGUUGGCACUGCUCUCUAUGUAAGCCCAGAGGUCCAAGGAAGCACCAAAUCUGCAUACAACCAGAAAGUGGAUCUCUUCAGCCUGGGAAUUAUCUUCUUUGAGAUGUCCUAUCACCCCAUGGUCACGGCUUCAGAAAGGAUCUUCGUUCUCAACCAACUCAGAGAUCCCACUUCGCCUAAGUUUCCAGAAGACUUUGAUGAUGGAGAGCAUGCAAAGCAGAAAUCCGUCAUCUCCUGGCUGUUAAACCACGAUCCGGCAAAACGGCCUACAGCCACAGAACUGCUCAAGAGUGAGCUGCUGCCCCCGCCCCAGAUGGAGGAGUCAGAGCUGCAUGAAGUGCUGCACCACACGCUGACCAACGUGGAUGGGAAGGCCUACCGCACCAUGAUGGCUCAGAUCUUCUCCCAACGCAUCUCUCCUGCCAUCGAUUACACCUAUGACAGCGACAUACUGAAGGGCAACUUCUCAAUCCGUACAGCCAAGAUGCAGCAGUAUGUGUGUGAAACCAUCAUCCGCAUCUUUAAAAGACAUGGAGCGGUUCAGUUGUGUACCCCACUACUGCUUCCCCGAAACAGACAAAUAUAUGAGCACAACGAAGCUGCCCUAUUCAUGGACCACAGCGGGAUGCUGGUGAUGCUUCCUUUUGACCUGCGGAUCCCUUUUGCAAGAUAUGUGGCAAGAAAUAAUAUAUUGAAUUUAAAACGAUACUGCAUAGAACGUGUGUUCAGGCCGCGCAAGUUAGAUCGAUUUCAUCCCAAAGAGCUUCUGGAGUGUGCAUUUGAUAUUGUCACUUCUACCACCAACAGCUUUCUGCCCACUGCUGAAAUUAUCUACACUAUCUAUGAAAUCAUCCAAGAGUUUCCAGCACUUCAGGAAAGAAAUUACAGUAUUUAUUUGAACCAUACCAUGUUAUUGAAAGCAAUACUCUUACACUGUGGGAUCCCAGAAGACAAACUCAGUCAAGUCUACAUUAUUCUGUAUGAUGCUGUGACAGAGAAGCUGACGAGGAGAGAAGUGGAAGCUAAAUUUUGUAAUCUGUCUUUGUCUUCUAAUAGUCUGUGUCGACUCUACAAGUUUAUUGAACAGAAGGGAGAUUUGCAAGAUCUAAUGCCAACAAUCAAUUCAUUAAUAAAACAGAAAACAGGUAUUGCGCAGUUGGUGAAGUAUGGCUUAAAAGACCUAGAGGAGGUUGUUGGACUGUUGAAGAAACUCGGCAUCAAGUUACAGGUCUUGAUUAAUUUGGGCUUGGUUUACAAGGUGCAGCAGCACAAUGGAAUCAUCUUCCAGUUUGUGGCAUUCAUCAAACGAAGGCAAAGGGCUGUACCUGAAAUCCUCGCAGCUGGAGGCAGAUAUGACCUGCUGAUUCCCCAGUUUAGAGGGCCACAAGCUCUGGGGCCAGUUCCCACUGCCAUUGGGGUCAGCAUAGCUAUAGACAAGAUAUCUGCUGCUGUCCUCAACAUGGAGGAACCUGUUACAAUAGGCUCUUGUGACCUCCUGGUUGUAAGUGUUGGCCAGAUGUCGAUGUCCAGGGCCAUCAACCUAACCCAGAAACUCUGGACAGCAGGCAUCACAGCAGAAAUCAUGUACGACUGGUCGCAGUCCCAAGAGGAAUUACAAGAGUACUGCAGACAUCAUGAAAUCACCUAUGUGGCCCUUGUCUCGGAUAAAGAAGGAAGCCAUGUCAAGGUUAAGUCUUUCGAGAAGGAAAGGCAGACAGAGAAGCGUGUGCUGGAGACUGAACUUGUGGACCAUGUACUGCAGAAACUGAGGACUAAAGUCAGUGAUGAAAGGAAUGGCAGAGAAGCUUCCGAUAAUCUUGCAGUGCAAAAUCUGAAGGGGUCAUUUUCUAAUGCUUCAGGUUUGUUUGAAAUCCAUGGAGCAACAGUGGUUCCCAUCGUGAGUGUGCUAGCCCCAGAGAAGCUGUCAGCCAGCACUAGGAGGCGGUAUGAAACUCAGGUACAAACUCGACUUCAGACCUCCCUUGCCAACUUACAUCAGAAAAGCAGUGAAAUUGAAAUUCUGGCUGUGGAUCUACCCAAAGAAACAAUAUUACAGUUUUUAUCAUUAGAGUGGGAUGCUGAUGAACAGGCAUUUAACACAACUGUGAAGCAGCUGCUGUCACGCCUGCCAAAGCAAAGAUACCUCAAAUUAGUCUGUGAUGAAAUUUAUAACAUCAAAGUAGAAAAAAAGGUGUCUGUGCUAUUUCUGUAUAGCUAUAGAGAUGAUUACUACAGAAUCUUAUUUUAACCCUAAAGAACUGUCAUUAACCUCAUUCAAACAGAGGCUUAUACUGGAAUAACGGAAUAUUGUACAUUCAUAAUAAUUUAAAACUAAAUUCUAAGAGGCUAGGUGCAGUGGCUCACACCUGUAAUCCCAGCACUUUGGGAAGCCAAGGCAGGAAGAUUGCUUGAAACCAGGAGUUUGAGACCAGCCUGAGCAACAAAGCAAGACCCCAUCUCUAUAAAAACUGAAAAAAUUAGUUGGGCACGGUGGCACAUGCCUGUAGUCUCAGCUACUCCAGAGGCUGAGAUGGAUCAUCUGAGCCUUAGGAGGUUGAGGCUGCAGUGAGCUGUGACUGCGCCACUGCACUCCAACCUGGGACAACAGAGCAAGACCCUGUCUUUUAAAAAAAAAAAAAAAUUUUCUAAGAAGCUGUCCUACAAAGUUGAGCUUUGUUAGUUUUUCAUGUGUAAUAUAAAUUUAUCUUUUGGGAUAUAAUAAAUGCUUUCAUAUACCUGC
Messenger RNA from Mandrillus leucophaeus (drill), 5338 nucleotides. RefSeq names its product eukaryotic translation initiation factor 2 alpha kinase 4 (gene EIF2AK4). The record is from RefSeq and is a predicted model, not a curated record. Bases 344 to 4846 code for a protein of 1500 amino acids. Gene Ontology annotation, molecular function: eukaryotic translation initiation factor 2alpha kinase activity; ATP binding. NCBI's taxonomy places the organism in Eukaryota, Metazoa, Chordata, Mammalia, Primates, Cercopithecidae. Gene Ontology annotation, biological process: DNA damage checkpoint signaling; regulation of translational initiation by eIF2 alpha phosphorylation. The transcript is spliced from 38 exons.